Microdochium trichocladiopsis is the source of this 1770-nucleotide messenger RNA. Its product is annotated as fungal trichothecene efflux pump. Gene Ontology annotation, cellular component: membrane. The record is from RefSeq and is a predicted model, not a curated record. Lineage: Eukaryota; Fungi; Ascomycota; Sordariomycetes; Xylariales; Microdochiaceae. Gene Ontology annotation, biological process: transmembrane transport. Gene Ontology annotation, molecular function: transmembrane transporter activity. The coding region runs from base 1 to 1770 and encodes 589 amino acids. The transcript has 4 exons.
AUGACCGCCGUCCCUCAGGCUCAUAGCUCCUCGCAAGAGGACUCGCGAGGCUCUGUCGAAAAGCAGCAGGACACUGUCGAGCAUAUCGAGGAUGGCAGUGACCAGGCCUACUUUUCUGAAGAUGGCGAUGGCAAGCUGACCAGAGAAACUGUUCUUGCCUAUAUUGCCAUGUGUGGUCAGAUUAAUGCCUACAUCAUGAGCUUGCUGAUUCCUGCGACGACUCUUCCUUAUAUCAACGCCGAACUCGGCCCCGAUCCCAACUCGACAUGGAUCACCCUCUGCUGGCCGCUAGGAGCCUCGAUCCUGGUGUCCAUCGGCGGCCGUCUUAGUGACAUCUUUGGGCGCCGCUACUUUAUGAUGACGGGAGCCCUCAUUUCCAUCUGCGGCACCCUGGUGGGAGCCAACGGCCGCAGCAUCAACCAAAUGAUUGUCUCUGGUGCCCUGUUUGGCAUCGGCAGCGGCUUCCAAGAGCUUUGCUACGCCUGCGUGCAGGAAUGCGUGCCCAACCGGUACCGUAUCAUGGCUGUCGGAGGGCUUGACGUUUCUCUCGCUCUUGCCUUCUCGUCACCAGUGGUCGCCUACGCGUUCAUCGCCUACCAGCCCAUUGGUUGGCGCGGCGCGUACUGGUAUCUCUUCAGCUUCCACUGUUUCGCCUUUAUCCUCCUCUUCCUGUUCUACAAGCCUCCGGACUUUGAGAUGAAGCACCGUAACGACGGCAAGACCAAGCUCCAGCUGCUCGCCCAGAUGGACUGGGUUGGCGUCUUCCUCUUCAUGACUGGGGGCGUCCUCUUCCUGCUUGGUAUCAACUUUGGUGGCCGCACUGCUCGGGGCUGCUGCUUCAUCGCGGUCGGGUUCUGGUGCGCCUUCAUGGACCUCAAGUACCCGCUGUUCCCGCCCAAGCUGUUCCGCCAGGUCCGCGAGUUUGACAUGGUCAUUGUCGUGUGCUUCGUCGGCGGCAUGCUGUACUACAGCAUGAACGUACUGUGGCCGCGGCAGUCGCAGGCAUUCUUCAUCCCUGCCAACGACGUCAUCAUGAAGGGCGUCUACGCCAUGAUCUUCAGCUGCGGAACCUGGACCGCCGGCCUGCUGACCGUCUUUGUCUGCUCGCGCCUGCACCACGAGAAGUGGCAGCUUGUCGGCUUCACCGUCGUCCAGACCGCGCUCAUUGCGUCGAUGGCUUCGGUUGGAUCAAACGACAAGGCCCAGGCUAUUGCCACUGUCGUCCUGGCGGCGACCACCAUCACCCCUCCCCAGCUGCUGUCCUUCACUAUGCUGUCCUUUGGCUUGGAGAGCCAGGAAGAUCUUGGCGUAGCAGUCGGCCUAGCCGGCACAUUCCGCCUCUUCGGCGGCGCAGUGGCAACAGCAAUCUACACAGCCAUCUACUCCAACAAGUCCGCACAGGUCCUACCAGGCGAGCUCACCGCGGCCAUCAACAACACUCCCGGGAUAACCUACUCGGACAGCUUACUGGCCGCGCUGGUCAAGGCCGCGGGGACCAACACGGCGGCCGCGUACGGCGCCGUGGCGGGCAUGACGCCCCAGCUCGCGGCCAACGCGGCGGAUGCGGUGCGCCAGAGCUACGUGCAGGGGUUCAGGCUCGUGUACCUGGUCGCCAUUGCGUUUGGCGCGCUCGCGGUCGCGGCGGCCGCGGCGACGGUGAGCACGGACCGGAGCAAGAAGAACAAUGCCCGGGCGGUGGUCAUGAAGAACGAGGUUGAGCACCGCGGGGCGGCGGCCCAGCAGGAGAGCAAGGCUGUUGGGCCUGUUUGA